AUGUCGAACCUCUCCACAGACUCGUCAAGUGACAAAGAAAACGCGUCUCCCGAUAUGCCCAAAGUAAACAGUGCCUCAUCAUCUGGAUCUAUCCAUUUUCCCGUGUUUGCUGGUGACUUUGAGGAUGAAUUGGACUGGAGAUUCUUCCAAGACUCCAUUUCCAAAAGACGUCGGCAAGGUGUAUACCGCCAUCGACCUCCCGUGUGGUGUCUGGGGCCGCGUCCAAACCAGGAACUCUCUGCUACAUCUGAAGGCUGCAGUCUAGUCUGUGAUGGAAGUGAAGAGGAUGCCUGCGAGAAUGACUCUCGUAUCGAGGAACCCGAUCAUCGCCAUCUAUGCAUUCCGUUCUAG
Aspergillus wentii DTO 134E9 is the source of this 351-nucleotide messenger RNA. RefSeq lists its product as uncharacterized. Lineage: Eukaryota; Fungi; Ascomycota; Eurotiomycetes; Eurotiales; Aspergillaceae. The transcript has a single exon. The coding region runs from base 1 to 351 and encodes 116 amino acids. The record is from RefSeq and is a predicted model, not a curated record.